Messenger RNA from Daphnia magna, 1893 nucleotides. It is a transcript of the gene CCT8, whose product is annotated as T-complex protein 1 subunit theta. The coding region runs from base 119 to 1759 and encodes 546 amino acids. The record is from RefSeq and is a predicted model, not a curated record. Gene Ontology annotation, biological process: protein folding. NCBI's taxonomy places the organism in Eukaryota, Metazoa, Arthropoda, Branchiopoda, Diplostraca, Daphniidae. Gene Ontology annotation, cellular component: chaperonin-containing T-complex. The transcript has 6 exons. Gene Ontology annotation, molecular function: ATP-dependent protein folding chaperone; ATP hydrolysis activity; ATP binding.
CGAAGCCAUUGUCACCCGGUAGAAUCUGCACGUUGCUUCGACAGGGCAACUCCUAUUUUCAACGUCUUUUUGUCCAGUGUUUCCAUUUAAUCAAGUCGUUCCUAAAUUUCUCAGUAAAAUGGCGAUGCACGUACCCAAACCACCCGGCUUCCAGCAAAUGAUGAAGGAGGGUUCGCGGAUGUUUCAAGGUUUAGAAGAAGCAGUUAUCAGGAACAUUGGAGCUUGCAAGCAGUUAGCGGAAACUGUGCAGACAGCAUAUGGUCCUAUUGGGAUGAACAAAAUGGUAAUCAAUCAUUUGGGAAAACUCUUUGUGACAAAUGAUGCUGCAACUAUCAUCAGGGAACUUGAAGUUGAACAUCCAGCUGCCAAGAUGAUGAUCCUGGGUUCCCAAAUGCAAGAGCAAGAAGUUGGUGAUGGUACAAAUUUUGUCAUCAUUUUGGCUGGGGCUCUGUUAGAGCAAGCUGAAGCUCUUAUCCGAAUGGGCUUAACUCCCAAUGAAAUUGCCGAAGGCUAUGAAAAGGCUUUGGAGAAGGCGCUUGAAAUUCUGCCUAAUUUGGUUUGCCAAACUGUUGUGGAUGUUCAAGACUCGGACGUCAUUACCAAAGCCAUUAAAGCUGCUAUUAUGUCCAAGCAGUAUGGUAAUGAGUCAUUCUUGACUCCUCUGAUCACAGAAGCUUGUGUGGCCAUCUUGCCAGACAAGAAAACGACCUUCAACGUCGACAACGUACGUGUUUCAAAAAUUCUGGGUGGCAGUUUGUACCAAUCGCAAGUCGUUCAAGGGAUGGUCUUUAAGCGCCAAGUUGAGGGUGAUAUCACGCGGGCUGAGAAAGCCAAAAUCGCGGUCUACACUUGCCCCAUUGAUUCGGUACAAACUGAGACAAAGGGAACCGUUUUGAUUCAGUCUUCGAAGGAGCUAAUUGAUUUCUCACGCGGAGAAGAGAAUAUGCUGGAAAAGGAAAUUGCUGCUAUCGCAGCCACUGGCGUAAAAGUUAUCGUCUCUGGUGGCAAGAUCGGUGAUCUCUGCUUGCAUUACCUCAACAAGUACGGUAUUAUGGGUGUCCGUCUUCAAUCCAAAUUUGAUCUGCGUCGGCUGUGCAAGUCCAUCAAUGCAACUGCCCUUCCGCGCUUGACUCCACCGUCACCUGAGGAAAUGGGAUAUGCUGACAACAUUUACACCGAUGAGUUCGGAGAUACCGCGGUCGUCAUUUUUCGUCAAGAUGAGAAGGAGUCGCGUAUCGCUACUAUCAUUGUUCGUGGAGCUACCGACAACUUCCUAGACGACAUCGAGCGAGCUAUUGACGACGGGAUCAACAACUUUAAAGUCCUCUCGAGAGAUGGUCGUCUUGUACCCGGAGCCGGAGCGACGGAAGUUGAAUUGGCUAGGCAGAUUAACCAGUUUGCCGACAAGUGCCCUGGUUUGGAUCAGUAUGCCAUCCAGAAGUUCGCCCAAGCUUUGGAGACUUUUCCCCGAAUCUUGUCUGACAAUGCUGGACUCAAGACGACGGAGACAGUGGCCGAUUUGCUAGCGGCACACCAGGAAGGAAAAGCUAAUGCUGGCAUCUGCGUUGACGAUCAAGGAGGCUUGAUUGAUGCUGUCGAAAUCGGAGUGCUCGACCUGUUUGCGGCUAAAUAUUGGGGCAUGAAGUACGCAACCGCAGCAGCUUGUACCGUUCUUCGUGUGGAUCAGAUCAUCAUGGCCAAGAGGGCGGGUGGGCCGAAACCUCGUGAUGCUGGCGCACAAGAUGCCGAUGACGAUUAAAACGCUGUUUGAACAUUACGCUUUUUUUUUUCUUUCUCGCAUUCGCUGAGUUCCACAGUUGCAUUGCUAUCUCUUUGAACACUAACCACACUUUUUUGUCCAGCUUUGUUCGCGAAGUACAUUCAUAAAAACUA